Propithecus coquereli (Coquerel's sifaka) is the source of this 813-nucleotide messenger RNA. Its product is annotated as carbonyl reductase [NADPH] 1-like. The coding region runs from base 16 to 801 and encodes 261 amino acids. Lineage: Eukaryota; Metazoa; Chordata; Mammalia; Primates; Indriidae. The transcript has 2 exons. The record is from RefSeq and is a predicted model, not a curated record. Gene Ontology annotation, molecular function: carbonyl reductase (NADPH) activity.
GCGCCCCACCGGGCCAUGUCGUCCUGCAGCCGCGUGGCGGUGGUGACCGGCGCCAACAAGGGCAUCGGCUUCGCCAUCACGCGCGACCUGUGCCGCCAGUUCCCCGGGGACGUGGUACUCACGGCGCGGGACGCGGUGCGGGGCCAGGCGGCUGUGCAGCAGCUGCAGGCCGAGGGCCUGAGCCCGCGCUUCCACCAGCUGGACGUCAACGACCUGCAGAGUAUCCGCGCCCUGCGCGACUUCCUGCGCAGGGAGUACGGGGGCCUCGACGUGCUGGUCAACAACGUGGGCAUCUUCCACGCAAAUUUAGCCAUCAGCAUUCUGGUGCAUUCCUUUCUACAUAAUGAUCUGUGGUGUAUUUUAGGCAGAGUGGUGAAUGUGUCUAGCAAGGAGAGUCUCAAAGCCCUUAAAAACUGCAGCCCAGAGCUGCAGCAGAAGUUCCGCAGUGAGACCAUCACAGAGGAGGACCUGGUGGAGCUCAUGAACGAGUUUGUGGAAGAUACCAAGAAGGAAGUGCAUGAGAAAGAGGGCUGGAACAGGACCGCAUAUGGAGUUUCAAAGAUUGGUGUCACAGUCCUGUCGAGAAUCCAGGCCAGGAACCUGAGUGAACAGAGGAAAGGAGACAAAAUUCUCCUGAAUGCCUGCUGCCCAGGCUGGGUUAGAACCGACAUGGGGGGACCAGAGGCCCCUAAAAGUCUAGAAGAAGGAGCAGAGACCCCGGUGUACUUGGCCCUUUUGCCCCCAGAUGCUGAGGGGCCUCAUGGACAGUUCAUAAUGGAGAAGAAAGUUCAGCACUGGUGAGCUGGACUCACA